Molecule: messenger RNA, 3105 nt
Organism: Sciurus carolinensis (gray squirrel)
Lineage: Eukaryota; Metazoa; Chordata; Mammalia; Rodentia; Sciuridae
Product: collagen alpha-1(II) chain-like
Exons: 2
Coding region: 1-906 (301 amino acids)
Source: RefSeq, a predicted model, not a curated record
AUGCCCGGGCCUGUCGCCCGCCCGCAUUCCCACACCACGCGGGACCCGGCGCUGCCUUGUUCCCGCUGGCUCCCGCCCGGCCCUCCCCCGGCACCUGCCGUGCUCCUGACGUCAGCAGGCCUGGACCCUGCGCACCUGGGCCGCGCCCCACCGCGGCGCCCCGCUCCCGCCCCCAGCGCACUCACGUCCCGUGGCCCGGCCGCCGCGCUGCGCUCUGCGCUCUGGGCGCCGCGCUCUGCCCACUCCCGCUUCAUUCAUCGCUCGGGGCCGCCCCCGCCCCGGAGGCCGCCGGGCCUCACCACCGCGGCCAAUGGCAGCGCGGUCCGGCCGGGGCCGGGCCCUGAGCUGACAGCUGCGGGAGCGCGCGUCGCGGCGGGCGGGGCCGCGGCCGGGGCGGGGCGGGGCGCGAUUCGCGCCAGAGGCGGUGCGACCGGGUUCCGCGGGGCGCGUGGGGAUCCCGCGGUUUCCCGCCCGGCCCUUCCAAAAGGCCGCCGCGGCUUGGGCCCGGGAGCGGACGGACGCAGGCGCGCGGUGGGCGGCCCCGUGAAGGUCACCGCGGGCUCCCAGGAUCCACCUGUGCGCGGUCCCUCGGGCCGGUCUCGGACGCGCCUGAGCACAAGGGAGAGCACACCCGCGCCGGGGAGGCCCUGGUUCCUGCCCGCAGUCUUUUUCCAUAAAACGACGUUGCCUUUGACAUUAGCGCUGACGCGGAGGAGAGGGUCCCGGAUGCAUUCCCGUGACGUGGGCCCUGUUAAAUUCCUAUCAGUGGUUUCCUGCUGCGACCUCGGACACUUCGCAGGCCCCUCUGGGCCUCAGGGUCCUCAUCUCAAAUUCAUGUGGAAGGAAGUUUAUGAAAGUCAUCUAUGGGGUGUGGCUCAGCCGAAGAGCCUUGCUUGGCAUGUGUGAGGGCCUGGGUUUGAUCCCCAGCCCUGCAAAGAAAAAAAGAAAAAGGGCAAGUACGUGCACACGAGUGAAUCCUGAGAUAAGCUGGGUGAGGGAGAAGCCCAGACCAGGGUGCUGGGCUGCUGGGGAGCACAGGAAGCUCCAGCUCUGGUUGGCCCCAGAGGGCAAGGCAAGACAAGGCCUGGCCUCUUCCUGUGUGUGAGACUGUACAGAAGAGAAGCAGGUGCUGGGACUUAGGGGAAUGUCUGCAUGCCCACUACUUAGGAAAGGGUCUUCCUUCCUGCAGCAAGUGUGGCCAGUGCCCACUGGCAUCUGGUCCUGGGAGUCCCUGGUCCUGGAGUUCCACAGGAUUCCAUCCUGUCUGUGUGCAGGUCUGCACUCCCAGGAGCUGAGGUGAGGUCCAGCUGCUCCAGUCACUGGCCUGUGCUCCUGACACUGCCCUGCAAGAGAAGAAACCUGUCACCCGUUGUUCUGGACCCUGGUGAGGAACGACACUGCUGGGGCCAGGCUCUUCCACCUGAAAGAGGAGGUGGGGUGCACCCAGAGAGGACAGGAGCAACCUGCAAACAUCUCCCCAGUUACAAGGACUCGCUCUCUCUGGACCUGGCUCAGGUGUGCAGCCAAACAGCAGACCCAAGAAGCCUUGGAGGCGGCCAGCUCCCUGCUGGGGGAGGCGGGUGAGCAGAGUUCUCCCGCUGCAAUGUGACGCUGAGGAAGGGCUCCGUGUCAGGCAGGGCUGCACGCGUGUUUCCACAGCUUAAUUUUGGAUUAUAUCCCCUGAAAUUGUUAUUUGGACAACAUUUUUCCUUUAAGCUGCUCAUGUAUUUUAUUAAAAGGGGUGGCUUAUUUUAAAGAAGGCAAUCCAGUGUCCAUUACAUAGAGAGGUCGCCAUAAAAAUAGAUGAAAGAAAACAAAAUGGUAUUAAAUUCUCACCAAAUACUGCUGCCUGCUGAGGGCUCCGAGCCCCAGGCUGACCUCAGACCCCACCAGAGACUUCCCAGGAUUCCUUGCUCCAUCUGAAAGUUAAGCCCAUGGCAAACAUUUCAUGCAAAACACAGGCUGUCCUUAAGGCUAAUCCUGGCACGAAGGCACCUUGAGGAGCCCUGGGGGCACCUGCCCAGCCCACAUGCCUCAAGGGACAGAAUGUGUAGCACUGCAGGGUCCAAUGGCCUCCUCCUUUCAAGAGGCUGCUUCACCCUCCGUCUUGCAGUAGAGGAAUUGGGAGGGACAGGGAGGAGGCCCACAAGAGGUCAACCACAGAGCACUGCAGCAACUUGGAACAGGGCAGGCUGAUUAUGUGCCCUGGAACAUUCUGAACUCAAUAAGAUCUAUCCCGGCAGGGUUCUUUUGGAGAGGAAAUAAUGAAAAGAAAAGGAAAGAACCCGAGUCCCCCUGGCUCCCUGUGGACUUGGGGGGUUGCUGCCUGCUGGGCAUCUCUGGGAAUCUCGGAGCAGGACUUUACCUUUCAUGCCAGUUACUGUUCUCUGAUGUCAUCUUUGGAGGUACCUCCAAGGAACCAAGAGGUGGACACUUGCAGUCACAUGUGUUCUUUCUGUAUAGGUUCCUGCCUGCUUGUGGACACUGUCAUUUCCAGGAAGAUUUAUCUCAGGACCAGAAGUGAAAUGAAGAGAGACAACGUUUCCCCUGAGACAAUCAGGUUGACGACAGCCAGAAUGGCCCUGGCUGCAAGCUGCAAAGUUGACACCUGCAAAAACUGACCCGCUCCUGGUGCUCGACGUUGGCACCUGAAGGCAGCCUGGCUCUUGGUGCUUUGUUGGAAUGCAGUGUUCGGUGGUCACAUCUUCUUGGUGAAUUUGGAUGUGCAUUAGUUGAAUUAUUUGAAACUGUUCCCAUUCCUCCUUUUUUGACUUACGGAAGGUCAAAAGGGAUCAGGCUCCAGACGCAUCCUCAGGUAGAGUGGAUGUGGCAUGCUUUAAUCUAUCAAAUUCCGUGUCUAGUAAGGAGCGACCACCCCAGAACAGCCCAGAGGUGGGCUGGUGGCAGGUACAGGGACCACUGGAGAAAAGCUGGAAAUCAGGAAAAAAUUCAGCCUGGAGUUAUCCACACUUCUUUGGGAAUUAAGGCGCGGGCAUGGGGGGCUGUGACCGUCUUGGCAGCAAGAUUCCAUGGAUGAAGCACUAUGUCUUCAAAAUCGUGAUUCCAGGGCUGGGGCUGGGCUCAGUGGGGGAGUUCUUGCCUAUG